Molecule: messenger RNA, 834 nt
Organism: Ostertagia ostertagi
Lineage: Eukaryota; Metazoa; Nematoda; Chromadorea; Rhabditida; Trichostrongylidae
Source: the annotation of a GenBank genome assembly
CUUUCACUAGCACAGCGUGCUUUUGCAAAGACUCUGACCGAAUUCAAAAUCGAAACGGUGGGCACAACGCAAACAGAUGAUGAAAGAGUCAUUGGAAACUGUCUCAGGGAAUUUGGCAAGCUUAUUAAUCAAGUUGAAGAGGAACGUACUAAAAUCCUCAAUGAAGCCGAAUCUCAUUACUUGGAACCGCUAAAGAAGUUUCGAGUUGAAGCAAUUGGUCGAACGUUACAUGAAGAGAAACGGAAAUACGAGAAGGAAAGUACUAAGUUCUACCAGAGUUUGGAAAAACACCUUCAUUUAAGUACGAUGAGGAAGAACGACUUUCGUGAAGCUGAUGCUCAAUUGGAUAUUCAACAACACAGUUUCUGCAAAGCCUCUUUACAAUAUGUCGCGGAGAUUCAGUCAGUUCAAGAACGGAUGAAGUUCGAGUUCGUCGAGACGCUCAGUUCCUUCCUGUAUUCCUGGCUAACCUUUUAUCACGUUGGGCACGUGAUUCAUGAAGAUUUCAAGCCUUUUCUGGAUGGUGUGCAGGACAGGGUGCAAAAGGCCAAGGAAAGUUAUAUGGCGACCAUUGCUGAAGCAGAAGAACUUAAAGAGAAAAUGCUCAAAGCACAUGCUAAGGCGUUCCAAACUCACGCUGCAGGGGCAGUUACCACUGGUGGUUCUGAGCGUUCGUCGACUAUCAAACAAGGGUAUGUAUACAUGCAGGAAAAAAGCAAGUUACCAAAAACAAUAGGAAGAGAUGUGCUGGCUGGAAAAUGGACCAAAUACUAUUGUGUUUAUUCAAAAGAGACGAGAAUUUUCACAAUGAUACCGAUUACGGCCACGUCGAAA